Athalia rosae (coleseed sawfly) is the source of this 5668-nucleotide messenger RNA. RefSeq names its product serine/threonine-protein kinase tricornered (gene trc). The coding region runs from base 3349 to 5088 and encodes 579 amino acids. The transcript has 12 exons. The record is from RefSeq and is a predicted model, not a curated record. Gene Ontology annotation, molecular function: ATP binding; protein serine/threonine kinase activity. Lineage: Eukaryota; Metazoa; Arthropoda; Insecta; Hymenoptera; Athaliidae. Gene Ontology annotation, biological process: peptidyl-serine phosphorylation; intracellular signal transduction.
GAUGCCAAAGUGAGCUGUUAGCCGAACCGAACGACGAGUACCGCGCGAGUCUAUCGCAGGCCGAGCAAGCGAGCGGUUGGCUUUUUGUCGCUCAUUGCGCAACGGUUGAGACAUUUUUUUCAAUUUUUAUUUCGAAAAAAGUGGGAAAAAACUUUUCACUCAGAGUGGGUUAAAUACGUGCGAUCGUAACAUACAAUUCCAUGGUUAUCGUUACACUUGAAUCCGUUAUUAUGCACCGUUUUUUUUUUUUCGUUCCCUUUAUGAAAGUGGUUGAAGUUCGCGAGUGCAAAAAUCGCGCAGUAUCGUCGUGCUCGCAGUGCUAGUUCUAUUUUUCCCCCCGUCUCGCUUUAUCUAACUGUUAUUCGUCGUUGUUGCUUUCGUUUUUUUCUUUCCAUGUGAUUGAAAAAAUUCAAUUCAUGGAUAACAGUAUUGACUGUAGGAAUUGCGUGAAAUCGCCGGAUUUUGUGUUCCUAUCUAAUGAUAAAUAUAUCGAUAUCAACUGUGUCUUCGUCUAUGACAACGAAGAUAUCGUUGGGUAAACGUAUGCGUACAUAGGUAGGUGUAGGCAUAUGGAUGUGUAAAUAUACAUAAGUAUAAAACAACUCAAGGAACACUUCAACGGUCUUCUUGUUGCCAUUUCUCUCAUAUCUUAUUGCGGAAUUUAUCGUGUGAAGUGCGUUGUGUAAUUGUAAUAACGUUUGAAUAACGAACGACCUGCGGAAGGUUCAAUUACGUUACAAAAGGUUACUUGGUUUUCUCUCCUUGUUUCGGUCUCGUAACGCAUCACAAUCACCUUAUCUGUGUACAUCGUUAAAAAUACACACUGUGAUAAUGUGACGAACGCGUAAGAUUAUCAAAUUUAUAACUCUGAAAAUGAAGAAAAUGAAUAAACAAAUAGAAACGCAAUUCGAUGUACAUAGUUAUAUACUUGGAUGAAUAGAAAAUAACAAGUAAAGUGAAAAAGAAAAGCAAAAGGAAAGAGAUACGAAUAAAUUAAAAAGUAAAAAGAAAAGGUCGUCCUAUCGUAAUCUCGAUGGAUUAUCUAUUGAGACAUGUCAACAACACGUGCGUAUAAUACAGAGUCUGCAGUUCGGUUUUUUUUUCUAUCGUCAUUCGAUAAUCAAACUACGACGACAACCACUCGAAAAUAUCGACGACUUGUGCUUGAUUUUGUGAUGUGACAUUAGAAAAUUUCGCCACGUUUUAUCUCUACUUUUCGACUGCGUUCAAGUAUAAUUUUUCAAGUCCAGAAAAAGAACGUCACGGGGUCUGCGGUGAUAGAAUCCAAUGUGAAAAUAUUGCCGAUAUAUCGAGUGUGCGAAGAAAAAAGAACGGGAUGACGACGUCCUUGGAAAUUAUGUAUUCUUACGUCGCUGAGAGGUAAUCAAAGAUCGGUUGAUUACCCUGAUGUGAAAUACAAUUCUAUGAGUUUUACAAUAAUCGUCGCAAAGUGUGAUCUAAGGUCAAGAGAGAUCGGACGAAGAAUUGCAACUGUACACUCGGUAGGAUAUAAAUGCUCUCCUCGCGAAGAAAACGAAGCAAGCAAAACCAAGUAUAUUGUAACAAGUGAGUGGUAAUUGUACAGAGGAGCGAAACGCACUGUUUCCAUAUAUCCUUGCAAAAAAUAAAAGGAAGAAUAAAAAUACUGUCGUCGGUGGUGAAUCAGUGGAGAUUUGAACAGGUUGCAAGUAAUAAUGGAAAACGAAAAAUAUAUCUGCAAGAUUUUUGCCUAUGAAAAAAAAGGCGCAAAUGCAUCCCUGAAACUGUGAAACUCAAACUCCAAUGGAACGAAGGAAAAAAUGAGGUAAUAAAAAGAAGUAUAAUAAGAUAAAACGUGUACCUUGAAAUGACCAAAAAAUUAAAAAUUUUAACGAAAAAACAAAUUAAGUAAAAAUUAAGUAAAAAUACAAAAUAACGGACAGCGAAGAAACAUUACCGUGCAAUAUUUAGUACAUAUGUAUAGUUUAUGGCGAUCGAUAAGAAAAAUUGAAUCAUACCUAUUGCCAGAAUAGUCUCUAAUCGAUAAAGAAAAAAUCAUUUGCAAUGAGUUUAUAGUGAAAUUAUUUGCGAGGUGUUCAAAAGAGAAUGAUCUCUCAACUCUGCUGGCGGAGAAGAGGAGUACAUACCUACCUUAAACUAAACGUGCAACAAGUUAUACCGUAACAACAUGGACUAGUACUUCUCGUUUUUCAAUUCUGUCGACAGUCGAUUCGUUUAUUUAUCCGUUAUAAUCAGACAUUUGCACGCGCUACAAUUGGACCACAAAAGCACGUGACAAGAGCGCUUCGCGUUGGUUUCAUUCAAUCAAGCUACGGAUCUGUGCAUGCAUAAACGGAUCGUAUGUACGCCCGGGAUGAUUGCGUAACGAGAUCUUAUCGGCCCUUCGAAUGACGUCUGCUCAACGUUCGAUGCGAUAACUUAUUUCUUCUAAUCGGAAGAGUGAGAGUGAAAGAACGAAUGAGGAAAAAGGAGAAAGACAAACUCGCGACAGGUGGAGGGAAGGGUUGAAGAGCCGAUCAAUUAAUUGAUUCGCUACGCACGGCUCUGCGGUUCAGUUUAUAUUUUACAUACUUGCACAAGCUGUGCCGCUUUUUGCAACGGAACACGGCAAAUCGUCUGCGCAUAUAUUUGGAACUUUUGAGACUUGUCACCUUCGACAUAUACAUAUCUUCGGAUUUUGAACGUCGGUGGAUAGCCCACCGCGCGACCUGAGAAGAAAGAAUAUCAAUUAUUUGCUGGAGAAUAUCCCCGUUAAUCGUCGUCGACGUUGUCACGAAGCACCGUUUGACACCUUGUAAUAUUCAAAAAUACCGCACGCAUAUCGUAAUAUAUAUAAAUAAAUAAAUGAAAAUCAAAUGAAAAACCACGCGUGAAACGUUAUACCGUAGACACGCUGGACGUGACUUCAAAAUCUAAAGCAAAUAUCUCGUGGUGAAUCUCCGACGUCUUGUUAACGUUAUAUUAUUCCAUCGUUGCGUCGAAAGUUCGCGGUAGUGUGUGCUCGGGUGAAUAUAAUUUGUGAAUAGUGAAAAGACUGACUCCAGUGAAAUUUUAUAUUCAAGUUUAAAGAAAAUUUGAUCAACGAACGGCUAAUUAUUAUAAGUUUGUCGCUACGCAAAAUAUCCCAUUUCACAACGUAGGCUGGGAGCAUAUCCAAGGGAGCGAGGCACGAGAGUGGAAUUGAAAUAUUGACAUUUGAAAAUGGAAAAGUAAGAACUGUGCUCGCGAUUUUCGAUUCCUAUCGUCGCGUAAUAAUCAGGUGUGUCGAAGGAGCGCCCCUUCUUCCGUUUCUAUUGUCUUUCGAGAUAAAUUUUUAACCUUCGAAACCUGAUACGUAAAAUAUUUUGAAUGACUUUUCUACUUUGCGGUUUCGUCUUCAACUCGUCGUCCUCGUCGGGCGAUAAGAAAAAAUUCGAGCAAAUGCCAGUCGCCUCCAAAGAUUGGGUUUCGCACCCCGCUAAAAUUAGUACGUCGAUAACAACCGUCAAGGGUGGUACGAUUCAGAGCACCACGACCGCUUGGAUGUCACCGUACAGCAGGGGUGACCCUCCUAAUGACAGAGGAGGACCUAAUAACAAUGGCGUUGUCAUUCUCGAGGGAUGCAGACCUCCAGCUGCAACGACCGCUAGACGAUUUCUCAGGUGGUUCAGCAGACUUGGACAACCUCCCAUCGGAAAAUCAGGGGUGCUGGAGAUGGCGGCCACUGAAAGCACUAUCAGAUUCAGCGGUCAUACCUUGGACAAAGCUACAAAAGCGAAGGUGACGUUGGAGAAUUACUACAGUAAUUUAAUAGCUCAACAUAUUGAGCGGAAACAGCGGCUUGCCAAAUUGGAAGAGUCGUUAAAAGAUGAGGGACUUUCUGAAGAGCAAAAACAGGAAAAGAGGCUGCAACAUGCCCAAAAAGAAACCGAAUUUCUCAGACUCAAACGGUCACGUUUGGGAGUUGAGGAUUUUGAACCUCUCAAAGUCAUCGGCAGAGGGGCUUUUGGAGAGGUGAGGUUGGUCCAGAAAAAGGACACGGGGCAUGUCUACGCCAUGAAAAUUCUUAGAAAAGCUGACAUGCUUGAAAAAGAGCAGGUCGCACAUGUCAGAGCCGAGCGAGAUAUUCUCGUCGAGGCUGAUCAUCAGUGGGUGGUUAAAAUGUACUACAGUUUUCAAGAUCCCAUAAAUCUUUAUCUGAUUAUGGAAUUUUUACCUGGUGGUGAUAUGAUGACCCUUUUGAUGAAGAAAGACACUCUUUCUGAGGAAUGCACGCAAUUUUAUAUUUCUGAAACGGCAUUAGCCAUAGAUUCUAUACACAAACUAGGUUUUAUUCAUCGCGAUAUCAAGCCGGACAACCUCCUGUUGGACGCACGGGGUCACAUCAAACUUUCAGAUUUUGGUUUAUGUACAGGCCUUAAGAAGUCCCAUCGAACAGAUUUUUACAGGGACCUCAGCCAGGCAAAACCCUCGGACUUUAUGACGUCGUGCGGCUGUGGUAGCGGUGGAGCGAUGGACAGUAAGCGAAGAGCAGAAAGUUGGAAGAGAAACCGAAGGGCACUAGCUUACAGUACAGUUGGUACUCCAGACUACAUAGCUCCUGAAGUAUUUUUACAGAACGGUUAUGGACCAGCUUGUGAUUGUUGGUCUCUAGGUGUUAUUAUGUACGAAAUGCUCAUAGGCUACCCUCCGUUCUGCAGUGAAAAUCCUCAGGAAACUUACAGAAAAGUUAUGAACUGGCGAGAAACGCUUAUAUUUCCACCAGAAGUCCCAAUUAGCGAAGAAGCUAAAGAUACCAUCGUCAGGUUUUGCUGUGAAGCCGAUAGAAGAUUGGGAUCGCAGAGAGGAAUUGAAGAAUUGAAGCUCGCGCCAUUCUUCCGUGGAGUUGAUUGGGAUCAUAUACGGGAAAGGCCAGCUGCUAUUCCAGUAGAAGUACGAUCUAUCGAUGACACGUCUAACUUCGACGAUUUCCCUGAUGUGAAGCUCGAAAUACCGUCAGCACCACUACCGCAAGAUGGGGAGGUAACAUAUAAGGACUGGGUAUUUAUCAAUUACACUUUCAAACGAUUCGAGGGUCUUACACAGCGAGGUACUCCCACCAAGAAAUAGCAAGCCCCGAUCAACCCAUGCUCAACCGUCAACCAUCAAAUACAAUUUGGUGGAACGAUUGAUCCGGUAUUGGUGCAUCAUAAUCACAACUCGCCACAGCAUCAUAAUCCUCAUCACCAUCAUCGUCAUCAUCGCUACCAUCAUCCGCUUACAGGCGAAUGAAAAUGAUGACGGCCAACCACUCGUAGUUAACGAGUAAUGAUGUAGUUCUUGGAGGAUUUGUGUGUGGUGAAAUUAUAUGAGAAAUCGACUUUAUCCGUGAUAAAUAUUUUGUGAUAGAUAAGGAUCUAUCCAAUUUCUAUUUCGUAGAAGAUAUGAUGAUGGAUAUUUGUGUACUGUGGAAGGUUGCUACAAGUACGAAAGAUCUGCAAAUGCGUUGGUUGUGCAUGGAUUGAAUAACGAUGAUCGGAUCACAACUAUUUAGGAUGGGGCGUGUAAAAAAAUUAUACUUCACAAACGCCGGAGUUGCCUGGUUCUUUGCGAUACGGAUCCAUUUUCAACUACCAUACCUACGCUGUGCUGAAAAAUUCGUCUGAAGGCUUUCAAUUGGUCAUCACGGUGCCUAGUUCGUCGCAGUACU